Molecule: messenger RNA, 387 nt
Organism: Linum trigynum
Lineage: Eukaryota; Viridiplantae; Streptophyta; Magnoliopsida; Malpighiales; Linaceae
Source: the annotation of a GenBank genome assembly
AUGGCUGCCCCAAAUCAUCACAUAGCUUCUCUGCGUCUAGCUCAAGCUGCCAUUUUCAAUGGGAAGGGCUUUGAAGAUGCAGCGGGGUAUGCUCGCUACCUCCACCACUUCCAGGAUCGUUCCUUGCAUCCCUCUAUCACCCUCGAUCCCUCCAGAUUCAAUAGGUAUGGGAUGGAUGUCCCACGCCUAAUCACCACUAUUGGAUGGGGGGAUAUUCUUCCAAAUCGCAACUUUGGGUUUCGUCCUGAGGCAGUUCGGAUGUUCUAUGCCAACAUGAAGUCGUGCCUUCAUAUCUCACCCCCAUGCUUCACAACGAUAGUAUACAACUAUCUGAUCACCAUCAAUGUGGAAUUACUGUCUCUGUUGCUUGGAAUUCCCAUUGCAUGA